GGCGUGUUCAAGACAGUGCAUGUCUAUAUCAUUUGUGUUACUUUGUGGUGAGACACUUGUGAAACACCUGACUGUGCACAACAGCGCUCCAAUCUUUUAACAAGAUGCAGAAGUGGGUUGUGGUCAGUUGGGCUCUCCUGGCCCUGGUUGCUGCUGAAGAGUGUCCGGAUGGAGGGAGAUGUGAAGAAGGUCAAACCUGCUGCAACGACCCGGCAGAGGGCUAUGAGUGCUGCCCAUUUGAUCAGGCUGAGUGCUGUUCGGAUCACACCCAUUGCUGUCCUGCUGGCACAAUCUGCGAUGCAGCCAAAUCCAGCUGUGUGAACGCUACUGUGUCCAUCCCCUGGGCGGAAAGAGCUUCUGCUGCUCAACCUAGACUCUCCAAAUCCUUCAGGAUGAUCAAGGCGUACAUGGGGGAGGAUGAUGACAACAUCUGUCCUGAUCAAUCACGGUGCCCACCUGAGUUUUCCUGUCUGAAGGCCUUGACAAAGUUUGGCUGCUGUCCCCUAGCUCAGGGAGUCCCCUGCUCUGAUGGCAAACACUGCUGUCCAGAGAGCCAUCAGUGCAGUGCAGACAGCCGGUCCUGCAUCAGACAAGAGCUUGUGACUACGGUUCUGUGCAGUGAUGGAGUGUCAGAGUGUCCAGAUCAAACCACCUGCUGUGAAAACCCAGAAGGCAAUUGGGGAUGCUGCCCCAUACCAAAGGCCGUGUGCUGCGAGGACAAGUUGCACUGCUGCCCUGAAGAGAGCACAUGUGAUGUGGAGCACUCCAAAUGCAUUUCCUUAUCCACAAAGAAAGAGAUGCCAAUGUGGGCCAAACUGCCUGCCAGGAUAAGAGCAGAGUGGGAGAACAAGAAAGAAGCUGAACCAGUGACUGCAGAGACAGUUAAUGAUGGUGUAACAGAAAAAGCCCCAGAAGUCACCACAGCGAAUACAGUUCCUCCAACAGAGCCUGAAGUAACUGUGUCAUCUGUCACUAAGGGAGCUGGAGGUAAUGUUAUCCCCUGCAAUGACACAGCAGGCUGUCUGGAUGAAACCACAUGCUGUAAAACCAAAGACGGUGGCUGGGCUUGCUGUCCCCUACCAGAGGCUGUUUGUUGUGACGAUCUUGUACACUGCUGCCCAAAAGGUAAGAAAUGUAACCAGGCUGCCCAGACCUGUGAGGAUGACACAUGCUCCAUGCCCUGGGUCAAGAAGAUGCCCACCAUCCCCAAACAGGGCGCACAGGUGGGGGAUGUUCCAUGUGACUCCACCACCAGCUGUGAAGAUGGAACCACAUGCUGUAAAACCGAAGAGGGGGGCUGGGCCUGCUGUCCUCUACCAGAGGCUGUCUGUUGUGAGGAUUUUAUACACUGCUGCCCAAAAGGUAAGACGUGCAACCUGGCUGCCCAGACGUGUGAUGGCGACACAAGCUCCAUGCCGUGGGUUGAGAAGGUCCCUGCGAUCCCCAAACAGGGCGUACAGUCGAAGGAUGUUCCAUGUGACUCCACCACCAGCUGUGAAGAUGGAACCACAUGCUGUAAAACCGAAGAGGGGGGCUGGGCCUGCUGUCCUCUACCAGAGGCUGUCUGCUGUGAGGAUUUUAUACACUGCUGCCCAAAAGGUAAGACGUGCAACCUGGCUGCCCAGACGUGUGAUGAUGACACAAGCUCCAUGCCGUGGGUUGAUAAAGUUCCUGCAAUCCCAAAACAAGGCGUACAGGUGGGGAAUGUUGCAUGUGACCCCACCGCCAGCUGUCCAGAUGGCAACACAUGCUGUAAAAACAAAGCAGGUCUCUGGGCCUGCUGUCCUCUACCUGAGGCAGUCUGCUGUGACAACCAUGAAAGCUGCUGUCCUAACGGCACCACCUGUGACACGACCUCCUCCAGCUGUCUGAGCCCAUCAGGCUCAACACCCAUGAAACAGAAGACUCCUGCAUUCACCACGCCGGCUCCCACCACAGUGGCCACUACAACCGAAAGUCAGGUAUCAACCACAAUGCAAACGGAGGAGGAGGAGGCUGAGGAGGAGCCUGAGGAGGUCGAGGCGACUCAAGCACCGAAGACAGAGGAGGAGAAUAUGGGCGCGAUUCAGUGCGACGCCCACACCAGCUGCCCUCAGUACACCACCUGCUGCUUCAUGGUCUCGUCUCAAAAGUGGGGCUGUUGCCCGCUGCCAGAGGCGGUGUGCUGCGCUGAUGGGAACCAUUGUUGCCCCACCCACUACAAGUGCAAUGAGCACCAGACCUCCUGCGUCAAAGGAGAAGUGGUGAUCCCGUGGUACACCAAGCUUCCAGCCACCACCAACGUUCAGGCUGAUCCCAGCGCUGUGAAGUGCGACGGUCUGACUCAGUGUCCAGAGCACACCACCUGCUGCCGGCUCUUCACGGGAGAGUGGGGCUGCUGCCCACUGCAAAAUGCUGUGUGCUGCCCAGAUAUGGAGCACUGCUGCCCAGAGGGCUACACCUGUAACAUCGCCUCUAACUCCUGUCAGAAGGUCAUCAUGCUGCAGUUGGAGACCAUCCCACUUACACCGGUGUAUCUGCCUGAGCACCGGCCCCAGCCCAGGCCCUUAAAGCACAGCAACGUCAAGUGUGAUGAGCAGACCAGCUGCAAGGAUGGAGAGACCUGCUGCAAGACAUUCGCCACUACAUGGGGCUGCUGUCCUUCUCCUAAUGCGGUGUGCUGCAGCGACAUGAUGCACUGCUGUCCCACCGGCUACACCUGCACUGAAGCUGGCGCCUGCAUCCAGAACACCAGGCUUCACUGGUACAACUGGCACGAGUUCCUCGCCAACAAAAAGAGAGCUCUGAUUGUCUGACACACAUCACCCCUGCACUGUCAUUCGAUUCUGCAUGCCUUGCACUAAUGGAAAAUAAUGUAAAGGGAUUUAUUAUCAUUUUUAAAUGUGUUGUUUUUUGAAGACAGUGGGUAAAUGGUGAGGGGGAAAUUGAAUUGGACUUCGGGUUAUGAGGUUCUGUGAUCUUGGAGUUGCGAGUUUGUGUCUACGAGCAUCCGUAUCAUGUCUGACAUAUACUGUUCACAGGUUCACAGCUCAUUUUAAAAACAAGAUAGAUCCUUGUUAUUCCAAGCUCACAGUUUGCUAUUUGAAACUGUACUCAGCUGUAAAAAAGAAUCAACUGAAACACUCCAAAGGAAAUAUGAUUUUGUUCACUGAUCACACUCAUCUAUUCUGUUACUGUACGUUCUGCGCUAAGCUGCUUUUUGUGGCAAAAUGCACUCCUUCAUCAAUAAUCAGUUUUGGGCAUAAUUUAAUGAAGCGCCUUUUAUGAUCUUGAAAGGUACAGAUAUGAACUGCUGUGUGGUUUCACCUUGUGAUGAGGGAAGUUGCAGUUGUGUUUUUUCCUGCUCAGUCUGACAUUUUCACACAUUCAUAAAUGUGCGACACUUGGUUUAUCUGGGUGUUCAAUCACUUUGUGAAAAGUGUUUUAAUUUUGUGCAUUCUGUGGUAAUAUGAGUUUCAGCACACACCAUGAUGCAGACAUGGAGAUAUAAUUGCUUUGCACAGCUUAAAACCUCUUGAGGAGUCAGAGAGGUGUCUAUAUUUUCCAUAAAACAAAUAAACAAGAUAUGAUGUUACAACAUUA
Messenger RNA from Seriola dumerili (greater amberjack), 3582 nucleotides. RefSeq names its product granulins-like (gene grna). Bases 105 to 2795 code for a protein of 896 amino acids. The transcript has 16 exons. Lineage: Eukaryota; Metazoa; Chordata; Actinopteri; Carangiformes; Carangidae. The record is from RefSeq and is a predicted model, not a curated record. Gene Ontology annotation, cellular component: extracellular region.